Messenger RNA from Podospora anserina S mat+, 723 nucleotides. RefSeq lists its product as uncharacterized. Gene Ontology annotation, biological process: cytoplasmic microtubule organization; tubulin complex assembly; post-chaperonin tubulin folding pathway. Gene Ontology annotation, cellular component: microtubule plus-end; cytoplasm; nucleus. Lineage: Eukaryota; Fungi; Ascomycota; Sordariomycetes; Sordariales; Podosporaceae. The transcript has 2 exons. Gene Ontology annotation, molecular function: microtubule plus-end binding; alpha-tubulin binding. The coding region runs from base 1 to 723 and encodes 240 amino acids. The record is from RefSeq and is a predicted model, not a curated record.
AUGGCUGACGUCCCGCUCUAUGUCGUAUCCGACUACUCGUCUUCGGAAAGACGGAUCACCCCCUCAUGGUCUAUCGCUCAGCUCAAGACCAAGUUGGAGCCCAUCACCGGCAUUCCUCCUUCCUGCCAGCACAUCUUCCUCAAGACCUCGUCCAACGAUGGGAUUCCGAUCGAGGCUUCGGACGAGGAGGCGGUCUAUCUGCAAAGCUUUCCGCUAGCGCCAUAUGCUGAAUUGCAAGUUGUUGAUACGCGGCCAGCGUCUGCCAGGCCCAAUUUCACAAGCGCCGUAGGCGUCGAGAAAUUCGAGCUACCUGAAGAGGAGUACGAGAAGAAGACGGACUCGGUCCUCGCAUGGAAGAAGGCUCAGAAGCUCGGGCGAUUCGACCCGAACGCCCCGACCCAUGAGCAGGCCAAGAUCGACGCCAUCGCCAAAGAGAUUGGGGCCCGAGGAAUCGCGGUGGGGAAGCGGUGCAGAGUUGGUGGUGACGAUACGAGACGCGGGGAGGUCAAGUACGUGGGGGAUGUCAAGGAGAUUCCGGGUAUUGGUGCCUGGGUGGGCGUCCAACUGGACGAGCCGGUUGGCAAGAAUGACGGCAGCGUGGGAGGUACGCGCUACUGGGGCGAAGAGUCGGAGCUUAAGCGUGGCGUGUUUGUGAGAGCAGAGCGGGUGGAGGUCGGGGACUUUCCUGUUCUGGAUGACCUAGAGGACAUGGAGGAGAUCUGA